GUAAAUCAUGGAGACCAACCAACCUCAGACAGAAGCUACCACAGAAGGUCAAACUGGUGCAAAUACAGAGGGUGCAGCUGCUUCAUCUGCAGCUAGUGACAGUUUAGCAGCCGCAACGUCUAUCAGUGUUUUAGAGAACUAUCUGCAGAAUUUCUCUAAAGAGUUAUCAACAGAACAGCAAGCAGAAGGUGCCAUCACAGCCGCCCAGCAAGGAGCUGGAGAUGCCACUACUGGAACUGAAGCAGCAUCAACGUUUGAGAGUGAUUCUGCAGCUGGUGGUGAUGCAGCAGCUGCGGCAGCAGCAGCUGCAGCUGAGCAAGAGGAGGUGACACAGACUCUGCAGCUUCUGGCCAAUGCAUCUGCUGAAAUUUCACCCCCAGCAAUAGAACAGCAUGUCCAAGAAGAGGGUAAUCAGGACGAAGGCUCUGUGCAGGAACAAGUGGCUAUGGCUGGGGAAGGAGCUGUGGAACAAGAGUCCCAGAUUGUGAUGGUAGGAGAUAUGCACCCACCAUCUCAAGAAGUUCUUAUGGUUGCUAUGCAACAAGAUCCCAAUGCACCUAGUGAACAAAUUGCAGUAUCGGAAGUGCCUGCUGGUAUGGUGGGACAGACAAUUUAUCAGGCCACUGAUACUGCAGUUACUCAGGCAGAUGGUCAGAACACACAGGUGAUCACUAUUAUUCAAUCUGGGGAAGGUACAGAUGAACAGACUGUUGUUACUAUAAAUGCGAAUGCGGAUGGCACUGUUGACCCCUCUCAGGUACAACAAGCUGUUGAGCAAGCAGGGCAUGCAGUUCCUGAAGGAACAUAUGCUGAGUUAGCAACAGUGAAGCCAGAGAUAGAAGAUGAAGAUGAAGGUAGAGAGAAACGUGUUCCGUUAAAGAAGCGAUCAGUUAAUUCCAAUGGUAAAGAAAUACUGGAUACUGUCAAUGUUACUGAAAUUCAGCAGUCUGCUGAACCAGACAAAGAAGGCGAGAAUCAGGAUAAAAUUAUCAUCAUUACUCAGGUUGGAGAACAGAAUGGAAGUGAAGCAGGUGGUUCCCAAGAAAAAUCCUCACAAGGGCCUUCAGUUUAUGACUUUUAUGAGGGUGAUGAUGAUGAUGCUCCCGUGACAACACCAUCUAAAGAUGACAAAACUGGUGAUAAACGCAAGAAACGACAGUACCAAAUUCCCAAGUUUGAUGACGGUAGGCUAAUUGACCAUGUGUUUAAUAGAGUGAAGAAAGUACCACCCAGUCCACGAGAGCCUAAGACCCAUGAGUGUGAUAUCUGCGGACGCACUUUCCGCACGUCUACCUUGCUCAGAAACCAUCACAACACCCACACUGGAACCAAGCCAUACAAGUGUGAAUUAUGUGAGCGUGCAUUUGGUACUAGUGGAGAAUUGGCACGACAUACCAAGUACAUUCACACCCAUGAGAAACCUCACAAGUGUCCACUGUGUGAUUAUAUUAGUGUUGAAAGUAGUAAGAUCAAGCGUCAUAUGAGGUCUCACACUGGAGAAAAGCCAUUCAAGUGCCAGCUCUGUGCUUAUGCUAGUACCGACAACUACAAGCUGAAGCGUCAUAUGCGCGUACAUACUGGGGAAAAACCGUUUAAGUGUCCCGACUGUGACAUGGCAUUUUCUCAGAAGAGCAGUCUGAAGGAGCAUAUGUGGAAACAUUCUGGUAGACGACCAACCCAUAAAUGCGAGUUCUGUGAUGUUACCUUUGGUCGUAUUGCUGACAUGAAGGCCCAUAUCCGCAAGAUGCAUACUCCAGGUGAUCCCCUGAUCUGCAAGGUUUGUGAGAAUGGUUUCUCUGAUCGUUUCAGCUAUAUGCAGCAUAUUAAGACCCACCGUGGUGAGAAGAUCUACAAGUGUGGUCAGUGUGGUUACUCCUGUCCACAGAAGCGUCAUCUCCUCACUCACAUGAGGGUCCACACUGGUGAAAGGCCAUACGCUUGCAAAGACUGUGGAGAGAGUUUCAAGCAUAAACCAACUCUCAUCCACCAUGAGAAAACCAAGCAUAAUCCAGAGAUUGAAGGCGAGGAGAAUGAAGAAGGAUCCUUUCAGUGUGACAAAUGUGACAAGACCUUCUCAAGAACAAGCUCAUUGAAAAAUCACCAGAAGAAACAUGAAACCAUACUGAUAGCUACACCUGAUGGAGCCGAGAAACGCAAAGCUGAAGAAUCCCCGGAGACUGCCUCUCCAAGAAAGAUGACCCGAUCCCAGGCUAAACUGGUUCAGCAGAUACAUGAAGGACAAGUAAUUCAUCAUUUGGACCCCUCCACAGUGUCUGGUAUUGAGGGUGCAGUGGUAGACGUACAAGGUAUUCAAGGCACUGUGAUUGGUGUGGAUGCUGAAGGUGGUGGUCUGGUAAUUCGUGUAGAUAGUGGUGCUGUUGGUGUUGUUAGCACACCAGGUGAAGAAGGAGAGGAAGGUGGUGAGAAAGAAGAAAUGCAGCUCGAAGGUGAGGGUGAGGGUACUAUUAUACAUCAUGUACAGGAAGGCCAGCAAGUGAUAACUCAAGUAGUUCAACAGUCAACUGACGAAGCAGAAGCAGCAGCAGCUGCUGCAGCAGAAACUCCACACCCAGUAGCAGUAAGUGCAGCUGGAGAAGAAGUAGAAGCAGGAGGUGGUGCAGAAGAAGAGACUGAAGAAGGCGAAGGUGGAACUAUAUACUUGUUUGUUGAAGAGCAGUAACAUUUUAGUAAUUUGAUGUUCGUUUGUAUUAUCAUUAAUAAUGCCAACACACAGAUAAAACAUAUUGGCACUUGAGCACUCAAUAUUAAUUCGCCUUGAGUUGCAUCAUUUUCUAGAUUGGUGGGAUCUCAUUAAUUUGAAGCAUGUGAGAGUGAUUGCCAUGAUGUCACUCUCCCCCCUGUGGGUUGAAAAUGCUUGGAGGAGUAUGUAUAUAUGGCACAGAAGUUAGAUAUGUGAGAUCUGUUCAGUGGCUUGUGAUAGUAUAGGUAUAAAAUGUUGUAUCCUCAUUUAUAUACUGAUAAAAUGGUUACGGUAGGGGAUAGAGGAUGCUCUCCAUCAAAGUAUUGUCACAGAAUAGAUUUAACUUUUUAACUUUGAUUAGAAGCCAAUAGUCUUUACGCCACGCUAAAAGGUUUGGCAUGAUUUACCAUAACUCUGUGCAUUUCUUGUUUUAACUCAGUAUAUUUUGUUUGUAAUUGCGUUCAAUAUGUAAGUUUGCGUUUGUUUUCUCUUUUCUCGUUGUAUUCACUAGUGUCUGUUGUAGUUAUUUUAUUGUAUGACAAUUCACAUGUUGAGUAAUCUCAUCUCUUGAACAAGAAUUGUAUCAGUCUUUGGGGCAGGUACAUCUCAAUGUCCAAAAUACCAGUAUUGGAUGAGUAUGGUGGCAAAGUUCAAUUCUUUUAGCAAAAAUUUUGAUCAAAACAUUUGAAAAAAAAAAGUUAAAUCUUUACUCUCAAAUCUUUAUUUUUUUUUUAGAAAAACAUGUUAGGUGUCUCAUAUUAUAUAUAUAUAUAAAAAAAGUAGUUUUUAACUCAGCCCAGUGGAUACAGGAAGUUCUAGCUAUUAUGAAUACCAUAUUUGUGCACAUAACCCCCAAACUAUUACGACUUAUUUUAACUAUAGACACACCUGUCAUUUACGUAAUAGGCACACAUUUUACUGAUAGUCAUACUAAAAGGAUAGGAGUAAGCUUACAUCUUUUGCAAAAA
This is a messenger RNA of Saccoglossus kowalevskii, 3669 nucleotides long. RefSeq lists its product as uncharacterized. The record is from RefSeq and is a predicted model, not a curated record. Gene Ontology annotation, cellular component: nucleus. Lineage: Eukaryota; Metazoa; Hemichordata; Enteropneusta; Harrimaniidae. Gene Ontology annotation, molecular function: DNA-binding transcription factor activity, RNA polymerase II-specific; sequence-specific DNA binding. Gene Ontology annotation, biological process: regulation of transcription by RNA polymerase II.